AUGGCAUCCACAAGGCACCGCCGCCUUGUUCCGUGCUUUUUGGGAAUACUUCUAAAUGCUUUAAUUGGUGUGAUGUGCGAAGCAGAACUGUCCUUCACACUGGAGCCCAGUGACAUCAUCGCUGUACAGGAGCAGCCCCUCAUGCUGCACUGCCAGGUAGAUGGCAUCCCCCCGAUAACGAUACAGUGGAGGCACAACGGACUGCUUUUAACUCAGGAUCAACAUCACACCACCUUCAUCAAUGGCUCACUACUGAUCGCUCACUUCCAGAAGACCAAAUCUGAUGCCUCAUCUGACGAGGGUGACUACGAGUGUGUGGCAGAGAACUCUUUUGGGCUGGUGGUGAGCCGCAAAGCCCGCAUUCAGGCAGCCACCAUGGCAGACUUCCAUGUCCAACCGGAGUCAGUGCAUGCUGAGGAGGCCGGCGUGGCGAGAUUCCAGUGCCAGAUCCAUGGUCUGCCAGAACCGGUCAUCAGCUGGGAGAUAGACAGACGUCCGGUGGACACCAAGGACGAGAGGUACACCCUCUUGCCGACAGGUGUCCUGCAGAUCACAGGAGUCCGUGAAGAGGACAGUGGAAAGUUCUGCUGUGUGGCUCAUAACAGUGCAGGAGUAAAACACAGCACCGAGGCCCUCCUCACUGUAUCAGGCUCUCAGUCAUCUGUUUACAAAGAGCCUAUGAUAGUGGUCGGUCCGGAAAACCUCACCCUAACUGUUCACCAAACCGCCAUCUUGGAAUGUGUUGCCACCGGAUACCCCCGACCCAUCGUGUCAUGGAGCAGACUAGACGGCCGUCCCAUUGGUGUGGAGGGCAUCCAGGUACUCGGCACAGGGAACCUGAUGAUCUCAGAUGUAGGUGUGCAGCACUCAGGGGUUUACGUAUGUGCUGCUAACAAACCGGGGACCCGCGUUCGUAGGACUGCUCAGGGACGUCUGGUGGUCCAAGCUCCAGCAAAGUUCGUUCAAGCUCCCCAGUCCCUCGCCCGGCCUGUCGGCACCACUGCCAUCUUCACCUGCCAGGCACAGGGUGAUCCUGAGCCCCAGCUUACCUGGCUGAAGAACGGGCAGAUCCUGGAGCCCGGGGGACAUGUCAAACUCAGGAACAACAACAGCACACUGACAAUUUAUGGUAUCAGCCAGGACGACGAGGCUAUCUACCAGUGUAUCGCUGAGAACAGCGCCGGCUCCACACAGGCCAGUGCUCGCCUUACGGUGCUCUGGGCAGACGGACUGCCUGGUGUGCCCUCCCAGGUGCAGGCCGAGGCCCUCUCCCCCACAAAUAUCCAGGUGUCCUGGAGAGAGCCCAAACAAAACACGCAGGACAUCAUCGGUUAUGUGCUGCACAUCCGCAAGACUUCAGACCCCUCAGAGAUGGAGUAUGAGGAGGCCGUCAGUAAAGCGACACUGCAGCAGAUCAUCCGUGACCUGGAGCCCUCCACCAGUUACUCUUUCUACGUCAAGGCCUACACAUCCCAUGGGGCCAGCAAACCAUCGGACAGUGUCAGGGAGACCACUCACGGGGAGGUGCCAGCGCCCCCUACUCUCUUCACCAAGGUGGUGAACAGCAGUGUUGUACAAGCGUCGUGGGAACCUUCCUCCAAGAUGGGCCAACACCAGGGCUACAGACUGUACUACAGAAGAGCCCACACUACGCUGUUCACUGGCCCCAUCCUCUUCCCCCGCAACGUCACACAGUACAACAUCACUCAGCUGGAUCCUUCUCUGGUGUAUGAGAUAAAGCUGUUUGCAUACAAUCAACACGGAGAUGGCAACGCCACCAUCCGAUUUGUUUCUCUUAGAGAGGCGUUGGAGAAAUCCGUGUUGGAUGCCCCAUGCGACUGUGUGAAAGAUGAACAGAGCAAAACAUCCACCACAGGCAUCAUAAUCGGCAUACACAUCGGAGUCACAUGCAUCAUCUUCUGUGUGCUUUUCCUCGUCUUCAGCUACCGCGGCAGGUUAAUGAUGUGUAAGACGGUUCAGGCCACCCCCCAGGCAGGGCACAGCGCUGUGCUGGAGUCCUCCUCCUCCCAGGGGGCCUCUGGACUCAACGGGGCCGCCAGGAGAGAGAUGGAGGUCAAUGGCAGCGCAGCUGGGAAGAAAGUGGAGCUCGAGAGACUUUUUACUCAACCCACCACACAAGAUACAUGCACGUCUGACUCCUACGUACUGAAUGACACCCAGUUGUCUACAAUACCGCUGGACGAGUUUGGACUGGAGCGAGAGACGCAGUUCCAGGAGCGUCCUGCAGCCGGAGCGGGUCGGCAGGACCAAGGAUGA
Eleginops maclovinus (Patagonian blennie) is the source of this 2277-nucleotide messenger RNA. It is a transcript of the gene igdcc3, whose product is annotated as immunoglobulin superfamily, DCC subclass, member 3. The transcript has 14 exons. Gene Ontology annotation, biological process: cell-cell adhesion. Gene Ontology annotation, molecular function: protein binding. Bases 1 to 2277 code for a protein of 758 amino acids. The record is from RefSeq and is a predicted model, not a curated record. NCBI's taxonomy places the organism in Eukaryota, Metazoa, Chordata, Actinopteri, Perciformes, Eleginopidae.